Oncorhynchus mykiss (rainbow trout) is the source of this 3208-nucleotide messenger RNA. The record is from RefSeq and is a predicted model, not a curated record. NCBI's taxonomy places the organism in Eukaryota, Metazoa, Chordata, Actinopteri, Salmoniformes, Salmonidae.
UCAGCAGAUCUAUCCCCAUGGCUUCUGAAGCAGUGGCUGUGUUGCUGCUGGUCUUCUUGUCAGGAUCUACCUUUGGGAUAAAGCUGGAAGGAAAUGGAUACACAGACGUUCUGAUUGCUAUUAACCCAGUGGUACCUGAGAACCCACUGCUCAUCGAGAGAAUCAAGGAAAUGGUGAGCAAUGCGUCAUCCGUACUCUUUACAGCCACUGAAGACAAAUUCUACUUUGAAGAGAUAACAAUACUAGUGCCACCAAACUGGUCUCAAGGAGACUAUGGAAGAACAAAGACUGAAACCUAUGAAAAAGCCAAAAUAAUCAUUAAUGAGGAAAAUCGUGCAUAUGGAGAUCAACCUUACACCCUGCAGUAUGGUCAAUGUGGAUCUGAGAGCCGGUACAUUCAUUUGACCACUAAAUUCAUCUUAGAUGAUGAACUCAUUAAACUGUAUGGACCCAGAGGUAAAGUCCUUGUGCAUGAAUGGGCUCACCUGAGAUGGGGAGUUUAUGAUGAAUUUGAUGACGGUCAGCCAUUCUACAAGGGUGCACACAGUGAUAUUCAGGUUACAACAUUCUGCUCCAAUAAAACACACAACAGUGAGGCCCCUAAUGCACAGAACAGGAUGUGUGACAACAGAGAUGUGAUGGACGUUAUUUUCACAAGCUCAGUGGAUGCCAAAGCCAAUGUCCAGCCUCUGAAAGGACCACAUCCAGCACCUAGGUUCACUGUGAUGCAGAGGGGACAGAGAGUUGUCUGUCUGGUCCUUGAUGUUUCAGGAAGCAUGCGUGGCUCAAGAAUAUUGCAACAGCAACAAGCAGCAUCUCUGUUCCUGACAACUGUAGUAGAAGAUAAUUCAUAUGUUGGGAUUGUAACAUUCACAAAUGAUGCCACAACUUUGAAACCUUUAACUGUAAUCCAUGGUGAAGAAUCAAGAACGCAACUUGUAAGAUAUUUGCCAAGUGAAGCUAAUGGAGGCACUGACAUUUGUAAAGGACUUAAAAAAGGUUUUGAGGAGUUACGCAAAGACAAUGGCAAUACAAUGGGAGAUGAAAUCAUCCUUUUAACUGAUGGGGAAUCAGAAUUAAAUUGUGCAUCUGAGGUUAAAGAAAGUGGUGCCAUUGUAAAUACAAUUGCCUUUGGACCAAGUGCAAACAAGGAGUUGAAAAUUAUGUCAGAAAUAUCAGUAAAUUUCCCCUUUAAGGCAGAUGAGACAGUCACAUUUUUCUUGCAUACUCUUUUCAAGUCAUUGUCAAUUAUCUUCAUUCUGCUUGUUCUUUUUUAUGUUUCAGGUGGGAAAUAUUUCUAUGCAUCUGAUAAUCUGGAUACAACUGAACUUGUGAAUGUCUUUGCUUCACUUACCACAACCAACGGCGAUUUGACACAUCAGACAAUCUUGCUUGAUAGUUCUGGAAUGAAAGGAAAUGGAAUUCUCAACGGGACUGUGUCUGUUGAUCACACAAUCGGGAAUAAAACCACCUUUUUGGUGCUCCAUGAAAGUCAGUCCCCGGAGGAUAUUGAAAUAAAAAGCCCAUCUGGACAAAUCUACGAUUUUAUUGAUUUUCAACAUUCUGCUAUUUCCAAAACGCACUCCUUAGUUAUUCAAGGAACAGCUGAGACUGGAGAGUGGACAUAUACCAUAAAAAAUACACUGUCAGAUCAGUAUAUAACAAUAACAAUAACAAGUUGUGCUGUCAGUGACGCCAUACCUCCAGUCACGGUCAAGGCUCACAUGAGCCAACAGUCCAUUGAUGGCAGCAAACCCAUGUUGGUGUAUGCAGAGGUCAACCAGAAAGGUGUUCCAGUGAUUCUGGCAGAUGUGAUAGCCACACUGAAGUCUGAUUCUGGGGACCAAUAUCAGCUACAACUGCUGGAUAAUGGAGCAGGUGCUGAUGCUUUUAGAAAUGAUGGGAUCUAUUCCAGAUAUUUUAUCACUUCUAAAAAGGGAAGAUACAACUUGAAAGUGAAAGUGCAGAGAAAAGACAAAGGCAAAAAUAAUGGACAAGUUAGAUUGAAGAGACACAGUGUUGCCCCAUAUGUACCUGGUUAUGUCAUCAAAGGAAAAGUAGUGAUGAACCCCCCAAAGCCCCCAGUCAGUGAGGAUGACCUGCAGGCUGAUGUGGGCAGCUUCACCAGGACAGCCAUAGGAGAGAGCUUCUCAGUCAGUCUCCCACCUGGUGUCCCCCCUCCAAAUUUUCCCCCUAACAAAAUCACAGACCUGAAUGCAGAGAUAGAGGAGGACAAAUUGAUGCUCACAUGGACUGCACCUGGGGAAGACAUGGAUCAAGGCACGGCUGAUUCCUAUGAGAUCAGAGUCAGCAUGGACUUGGAAGCCCUGAGAGGAAAUUUCAGUGGAGCACAUCUAAUGAACACCUCCGACAUCCGACCACUAGAGGCAGGCUCUACAGAGGAAUACUCCUUCCUUUCCAGUUACAUCAUCAAUGCUGAACCCGAGACGGUCAUGUUCUUUGCUGUACGUUCUUGUGACAAGGAUUCUCUGAUGUCUGACAUGUCUAAUGUUGCUAAAGCCACAAAAAUUGUACCAUUUGUUCCAACUACAACUACGCCUACGAUAUCACAAUAUCCAAGUCCAAACCUAAAGCGGUCCUCUGGAUCAAAUGUAGUAGCAGUGGUUGUAUCAGUCAUUGGUACUGCUGCAGUCAUUAUUGCUGUGCUAGUUGUAACCAGGAUGCGACUCAACAGACCCGGGAACACUCCCAACUUCACAGAGACACAGGUCUCUACAAGCUUUCUGUAACAAUUAACAGCACGAAUACAUCCAUGGGCUUAUCAACACUAAAGAUAAUUGUAUAAUUAAUCUAACAUUCCUUUCUGAAAAACAAUGGCAACGCGAGCUAUUCUCUCUCUGAAUUUGAAAGCUAUUACCCUUUCCAAAGGCAAGACAGAAUUGUAUUUACUGAGAAGACAGAGCAAAAUGUGCCAUCCAUCAUGGUAAUCGCCCCAGUCAUUUACUGGCUAACAAACUACGCAGUAAUGACCAAUUAGUUGAUAUAGCAACUUCUGAAUCUGAAACAGAGGAAUUACUAUCAGAACCCAAAUGAAUCAAAUAUUCUCCUUCUUCUCCUUCUACUCCCCCUGAGGUCUAUUUCAAAUAUUGAAAUCAAUUAGGUUCACUUUUGCUCGAAAUAACUAACAUUUGGGAAAGGUGAAUGAAGCACAAAUGUCGGUUUAUAAUUGUAAAGUAAGGAUACCACU